Messenger RNA from [Torrubiella] hemipterigena, 387 nucleotides. The record is from the annotation of a GenBank genome assembly. Lineage: Eukaryota; Fungi; Ascomycota; Sordariomycetes; Hypocreales; Clavicipitaceae.
AUGUCCAAGUCUCGCAUGCCCUUGAUCCUCGGCCUCGGUGCCGCUGGUGGUAUUGGCUACUACCUCUACAACUCUGGUGGCAACGCCCAGGCUGCUGAGAAGAAGUUUGAGAGCGACGUCCACAAGGCCUCUGCUAGCAUCAAGUCUCACCUGCCCACCGGCAAAGACAUCAAGGGCGCCGGCGCCGAGGCUGGUGCCAAGUUCGACAAGGCCAUCGCCGAGGGCGAGAAGCAGCUCAACCAAGCUCGCAGCUCUGCCGAGAGCUACGUUAAGGGCGCCCAGGCCGAGGCUCUCAAGGCCGUCGACAAGUUCGACCAGAAGGUCGAGGAGGGCAGCGCAAAGGCCAAGAGCUCCAUCACCAGCUGGUUCAGCUCUGGUAACAAAUAG